Daldinia loculata is the source of this 1180-nucleotide messenger RNA. RefSeq lists its product as uncharacterized. The transcript is spliced from 3 exons. Lineage: Eukaryota; Fungi; Ascomycota; Sordariomycetes; Xylariales; Hypoxylaceae. The record is from RefSeq and is a predicted model, not a curated record. The coding region runs from base 382 to 786 and encodes 134 amino acids.
AGUUAGUGUAAGUGGGAAAAGUUUUUUUUUUUAUAGUCUUGUGAUUGAAAAGUAGGUACGCCCGAGUGUAUUAUAAGGUAUAAUAUUUUAUUUAUAGUGCUAUGCUCGUGAUACUCUGUACCGAGGUGAUCGUCUGUUGCCCAGCCAGAUUGCGCAAUUCCUAAGAGCGAGUUAGGCAUUUAUCAACUUAGGCGCUUCUCUUUGUUCUGAGCCUCGUUUUUAUUAUUGUUGCAUUUGCUCUCGACGGUUCAAGCUACUGAACUAUUCUAAUACGCCUACAUACACCAUCUUCGUAACCUUUAUACUCCCCCGCGCUCUUAUAGCUAUAGCGAUUUCCCCCAUUCAAAGCUCCUAGGACUCUCGGACAGACGCUUUGAGAAGAUGACGGGACAAAUGACUUCGACCGGCCGAGGCGGCGCCGGCAACAUCGCCGACGUCUCCAAAUCCCCUAGGAUCCAGCCGACUGACCUCGAGACUCCGACUCUGAAAACAUCCGUCGUCACCACCGGCCGUGGUGGCUCCGGUAACAUGGCGCCGAACAAGGAUCCCGUCGAGACGCGAGCACGCCAGGAUGUCGGACCUAUUGAGCGACGACCCAGCCAAGGCGCAACCCACGUCGGGCGCGGAGGAGCAGCUAACGUCGUGAGGCUGAAUAGCGAGGAGGCCGAGAUCUCAAAGACGAGCCUGGACGGUUCGGCUGCUGCCGGCGCUGAGGACCACCACGGCGGCAAGGGCCAUGCUAAUGGGUUGGCAGCUAAGGCCAAGGAGUUCUUCAAGAAGGUUUAGGCUGCCUUGAGAAGAAAGGCGAAGAAAAAGGGAUCUCGAAAGGAAAAUCCUCGAGAUGGUAUUGUUCAAGACGAGCGGAUCGAUGGGAUUGAGUUACGGGCCGAGGGGUAGGCGUAUUGCAAGUUGUGUGUUUCGUUUUGUUUUGUUUUGCUUUGCUUUGCUUUCUUAUUCCGAUAUACCACGACGAUGGUGCCGGUGUGGGCGAGCAUGGAGUUACGGGUUGUCUUUUUUUAUGUUAUGGAAUAAAAGGAGGACGGAUGGUGGGCUAUGAGAAUGGAAACCGGUUGUGGUAUUAGAGAGAGGGCAUUGGCAAUCACGCAGCGUCAGGGGUCACGAUGAUACCAAAACUUACAAGUUAGGUACUUAGGCAUAAUAAACAAGUGUUACACGAUGA